AUGUCAUCACGCGGACGUGGAAGGGGUACCGGUAUCGGUAAUAGAGCAGGCGCAAGAUCCAAUUCCAAUGCCAGCGUUAGGAAGUCAGUAGUAGUGAGAGGCAGCAAAAAACAAUCAAAUAAAACGAAACGAGGGCGCGCCAAAGUUGAGCUCGAUCCACCCAAUAUCCUUGAGUUAAAAGCUCGUAAAGCUGAGCUUGCCACCUUCUUCAAAGCAGUCGGCUCGAGUCAGAAAACUGCCUUACUGAAUCUAGCUCAGAAAUCAUUGGAAUUUGUCGCCAAAGAUUCCAACUAUCACGAAAAGUUACCGGAGUUUGAUAAACUCACCCGGGAUAUAGAUGAGCAGCUCAAGUGCAUAUUAUCGAAACUUGAAGCUCGCCGCUGUUAUGAACAAGAAUUGGCGCAACACCUAUCUGAACAAAAUGUCUACCUUAUCAACCAACAAUGUAAAAAUAAGUUAGAAGAUAUUAAAGAAGAAAAUAUCGCUAAAGUUCAGGAAAGAAUUCUCUAUGUCGAACAUAUGCGUCAGGUUGGCGGUCAAGUCGAAGAUGUCGCUUUCAAACGUGGAGAAGACGGGAGAAAGGUGACAAGAUUACCACCAUCAGCUAAAAUUGUACAUCCUGUUGCCAUUCCCUUUUCAAGGGGCCAGCUCGCUGAUGGAGUUUGUGCCAACAAGCCGGGCGAUAACCUCUUAGAGCAACAUCCAGCCAAUUUUUGGGAAUCUCUAUCUGAUGCACAGAAAAAAGCUAUCACUCUUCAACAUGACUCUAUCAUUCAAGCAAACACUAAGAAAUCUCAGGACGAAAAACUUGGUAUUUUCCAAAAACAUUCGGCAACUACUAGUAGGCUAUUCAAUCCAUCAGCUGUCCCAGGGAUGGUGAUGGAUGUGGAUGAGGAUGAUAUCCAACUUGAUGAUCAGGCCCUUAAUACCGAUACAGCUGCACAUGAUGAACAAAAUCAAGUCACUGACUUCUCUGACGAUGCAGCAGAGAUGCCUCUUGAUCAAUAUGGGGUUCGAAUACCGAAGAGAAAGUUUCGAGCAACAUCCAAGGUCCGUCCAAAUAACCACAUGGUUGUCCCACCGGCAUUUCAUUUCGAAGAUGCCGAGGGUCAAAUUUUAGAAGAUGGCUCAGUUGGGAUUCAAGAAAUUGGUUUCCGCUCGUGGACCACUAAAAACAUAAGGAAUCGGGAUUACUUUAUUGGUUCAGAUACCAGCCCUAACCCCAAAUACUUUUUCCUACCUCAGCGUGUAGGCGAUAUCAAUAGUGGAAAUAAUACCAUCGAAGAUAUGCGUCAUGUUGCACAUAUUGCACAUACACACAAACUACAUCCUCUACUCGGAAUUGUCCUCCCAGGAUCAAUCAAUCCUGAUUAUUACGAGAUAAAAGAUCCCUACUUUCCGCCACCAAGUGAUAGAACUAAACCAUUAGAAUUAUACAAACCACAUCUCAUAAUACAAGACAACAGUGAUGGGACAAAAACUGUCUCUCGAGCUCAAAGAUCUUGGAUCCGUGGAACAAAGGAGAAAUUUGAAGACAAUGGAGUAAAGAAAAAAGUUAGAGCGCUCUUAAAAGCAUCUGGAGAUUACACAGUUCCCGAAGGAUAUCCUUCUAGUGUUUACCAAGAAAAUGAAGUAAUUGAUAAAGACCUUAUUGGUGCAGUCAUGGCUGCAAUAGAAGAGAAUGAUCAUUCUUCACAUAUAGAUAGCGUGAUUAGAUCUGACGCUAUUAUUCCUCCAGAACCACACUGGUCGCCAAAACCAAUUCCACCUCCGAACAUAGAUUCAACUUCAAAUAUCGGUUCGCCUCCAGUCCCCACCAAACUUCAUUUUCGACAAUCCUGUAAUCAGUACGACCCAGUUCGCGAUUCUUUCCAACUGUCAACCUCACAAAUUUUCCCCACACAGUCCUCCACGGCAUUACUUUAUCAGACUCCUUACUCUCAAACCAGUCCGCAAAUGCUACAGCCAAAUAUUAAAUCGAUUUCCAUGAUGGGUGGUAAAAAUAAGUUAGAAGAACUUGCGAAUUAUGCACUGAGCGUGUUAGAAAAACCAGUCUUAUCAAUGACUUCGCAGCCGAUCACAAGUAGCUGCAGCGCUGUCUCAACUACUAUUCCAGUAUUUUCUACAACUGCAACUCAAGGCCAGCAAAAAAUUCUCACUCCCCAGUUCAACUCAAUGCAAUCUCAGAUAUACUUAGCAAAUCUGCCGUUGCAGAAACAUGGUAAACUUAGUCCUGUUUCACCAACUCAGUCAUUCUCUCUACAUGGCUCACAGAAUCGUGUACAGCAAUGUCCCCCAAAUUCUUCAAUAUCAUCACCUGCCGGUUAUUCAAUAAUUAUGAACGCAACACAGGCAUCUCCAUCAACAUCUGGCACCCAUUUAUCACCGUCAUCACACACAAACUAUAAUUCUCAUCCGCCACCACCUCAAACUACAAGCUAUAACUUACAUACAUCACCACUAUCAGCUACAAACUAUAACUCACAUUCAUUACCGCCAGCAAAUACAAACUACAUCUCUCAUCCACCGCCGCCACCGCCAGCAAAUAUAAACUACACCUCUCAUCCACCGCCGCAACCGCCAGCAAAUACAAACUACACCUCUCAUCCACCGCCGCAACCGCCAGCAAAUACAAACUACACCUCUCAUCCACCGCCGCAACCGCCAUCAAAUACAAACUACAACUCUCAUAUACCGCACCAGUCAAACAUAGACUACAACUCACAUUCAGCGCCGUCUUCAAACGUAAAGUAUAAUUCUCUCGCAGCACUGCAAUCAACGACAACAUAUAGCUCACAUCCAUAUCCACCACAAAAUACAAACUAUAAUUCUCGUCCACCGCCUCAGCCAAGUAUAGACUACAACUCACAUCCGCCGUCAUCUCUAAACCUCAACUACAACUCCAUUGCAACGCUGCAACCAGCCAUAAACUAUAAUUUGCAUCCACAAACAUCUUCAAGCGUGAAUUACAGCCCACAUAUAGCGCUGCAGCCAUCUACAAACUAUAACUUACGUCCGACACCGUCUCCCAGCACAAAAUACACCUCACAUCCAGCACUACCGCCAAAUACAAACUAUAGUUCUCCUCAACAUCAACCUUCGUCAUUAAACGCCAACUACACUCCCCAUCAUCCACCUCAAGCUGCAUAUACCUCACAAAAAUCUUUACACAUUAAUCCAAAUCAUGCCCCUCUGAAUAGCCACAGUCAUCGCGAAUUGCGACCUGCUAAUACUGAGAAAAUAUCACCUCCCGAAUCCCUACCAGCAUAUAGCUGGAGAAAUAGUGGAAGCUAUUAUGCACAAUUAAAUCCUUAA
Messenger RNA from Blumeria graminis f. sp. triticale, 3315 nucleotides. NCBI's taxonomy places the organism in Eukaryota, Fungi, Ascomycota, Leotiomycetes, Helotiales, Erysiphaceae. The record is from the annotation of a GenBank genome assembly.